AUGGCGGUGACUCUCACGAGCGAGCUCUGUUUGGGAACAUCUCGUACACGAUCCCCCCCAGCCCCAACACCACGGCGCCACGCCAUCUCCAUCAACCACGCACCUUCCCCUUCCCGUCCCUCCUUCUCGGCGGCCAUCGCUACAGUCUCUGGCUUACCACACCUUGAGCUAUUCCUUGGACGCAGCACGAUCGCAGCCGUCCAACACUCCAGCUCCACACCCUUCCACCACCUUCCCCAACAGCUCUCUUACGCUGCACAGUCGCAGAACUCGCGCUCGACUACGCCCACACCAAACACUGCCCCGGACAAGACCAUCACCACCAUGGUCGGCCUCACGUCUGCCGCCGGCGUUGUUGGCUUUCUCUCCGAGCCUGACCCGGCCUUGCGCUCAUUCGCCCUCCAGCGUCUGAACGAGGAGAUUGACCUGCUGUGGCCCGAAGUCGCAGGGUCAGUCAGUCAGAUUGAGGCUCUGUAUGAAGACGAAUCGUUCCCACAGCGAGAACUUGCCGCCCUCGUUGCGGCCAAGGUCUAUUACCAGCUGCAAGAGUAUAAUGAGAGUAUGGUGUUUGCACUGGGUGCGGGCAAGCUCUUUGACAUCCACAAGGCCGCUGAGUUUGAGGAGACGAUACUAGCCAAGUGCCUAGAUACCUACAUCGCUUUGUCCGUCAUGCACAACCCCCCAACACCAGUCAGCAAAGCAAACCAGGUCCCGCCACAGCUCAGCACUUCGUUUCCCGUCAACUCGGCAGGAGCCGCCAGCACAUCAGCCAGUCUCGCGUCACCGAUAACGCCCUUCUCCCAGUCCGCGCUGCCGUCAAAGUCGCUCUUGUCUCGUGAGGACUCCUCCACAUUCGACCCCACUGUCCCUGGCGGCGGUAAUGCCGGAGUUCCUGGAGCGCACCCGACUCCCAUGGUCCUUCAAAGGAACGUCCAGAAGAGCCUGCAGGGCACCGUACGGCGGAUAUUCGAGAGCUGCUAUGAGAGCGGGAAUUACAAGCAGGUAGUCGGAAUCGCGAUUGAAGCGCGGAAUCUAGAAGUUUUGCGUGAGUCCAUCGUCCGUGCGAGUCAGGAUGAGAAGAAGCAGGGCAAGAAGCCUGUUCAAAAUUCGUCUCCUCAGAGCGAGGAGCUGAUGGAGUACGUCCUUGACAUCUGCAUGAAUGUCGUGCAGGAGCGGGGGCUGAGGAACGAGAUUCUCCGAAUGAUUCUCGAUCUUCUGAACGAUGACGAACUUCCCAACCCCGACUACUUCUCGAUUGCCAAAUGUGUGGUCUAUCUGAAUCAACAUGCGCUUGCCUCAAAGCUCAUCCUGGAUCUCAUACAACGAGGCGACGACAAGUCGCGCGCAAUUGCAUACCAGAUUUCGUUUGAUCUUUAUGAGAAUGGCACACAAGAGUUUCUUGCAAAAGUCAUGGAAGAACUCCCUGCGGAUGAGAAGGACAAGUCGAAAACGUCAGCCAACGAGGGUGAUGCGCAGAAGGCUCACGCACGGGAGUCAGACUCAUUACUUGCAGACGUCGACACAAGCAAUGUAUCGACCGCAGUAUCGCGUACAAAGGAUCAGCAACCAACUGAGGCUCAAGCGAAGGCAUUCAGCUCGGUGCGCCAUAUUUUACGAGGCACCAAGAGCAUUGAACUCAACCUGGAAUUCCUGUACAGGAACAAUCACACCGACAAGGCCGUUUUGAACAAGGUUCGUGACAGUCUGGAAGCCAGGAAUUCAAUCUUCCACUCGAGUGUAACAUUUGCCAAUGCUUUCAUGAACGCUGGUACUACGAACGACACUUUCUUCCGAGAGAACUUGGACUGGCUUGGCAAGGCUGUGAACUGGUCCAAGUUCACUGCGACUGCUGCGCUAGGUGUGAUCCACCGAGGAAAUAUCACACAGGGCCAGAAGUUGCUCGAGCCAUAUCUACCCAAGGAUACCGUCUCCGCAGGCUCUCACUACGAACAAGGUGGAUCCCUCUACGCCUUGGGCCUCAUCUAUGCCAAUCACGGAAGCAAUGUCUUGGACUACCUCCUCAAGCAGUUCCAAAACGCAUCCGAGGAGGUGAUCCAGCAUGGUGGCGCACUCGGUGUUGGUGUUGCCGGGAUGGCUACGGGGUCUGAAGAGAUCUUUGAUGCGUUUAAGAACGUCCUCUACACUGACUCCGCCAUUAAUGGUGAGGCUGUUGGCUUGUCGAUGGGACUGGUCAUGCUUGGAACUGGUAACAUCAAGGCUCUCGAGGAUAUGAUUCAGUACGCGCAUGAUACACAGCAUGAGAAGAUUGUACGUGGUCUUGCCAUGGGUAUGGCUCUGAUCAUGUACGCGCGCCAAGAAGCUGCGGAUGAGCUGAUCAACGGUCUUCUCGACGACGCUGAUCCAACUCUGCGUUACGGAGGUAUCAUGACAAUCGCUCUAGCAUACUGCGGUACAGGCAGCAACAAAGCCGUCCGGAGGCUACUGCACGUCGCUGUCAGUGACGUGAACGAUGACGUUCGACGGGUCGCGGUCAUGAGCUUAGGGUUCAUCCUCUUCAGAAAACCAGGCAGCGUGCCUCGCAUGGUCGAGCUUCUUGCUGAGUCGUACAACCCACAUGUACGGUACGGUGCUACAAUGGCUCUGGGAAUUGCCUGUGCUGGUACCGGUCUGCCCGAGGCGGUGGACCUCUUGGAGCCCAUGAUGAAGGAUUCUACCGACUUUGUCCGCCAGGGAGCGCUGAUUGCUCUUUCAAUGAUCAUGGUCCAGCAGAACGAGGCCAUGAACCCAAAGGUAGCCUCCAUUCGGAAACAGCUUGCCAAGGUUGUCGGUGAUCGUCACGAAGAUGCUAUGGCCAAGUUUGGCGCGGCUUUGGCGCUCGGCAUCAUCGAUGCUGGUGGCCGAAACUGCACAAUUGGGCUUCAAACACCCAGUGGCAAUCUCAAUAUGACUGCCAUUAUUGGUAUGGCUGUCUUUACACAAUAUUGGUACUGGUUCCCUCUUACCCAUUUCCUAUCUUUGAGCUUCACACCCACUGCCGUCAUUGGUCUAGACCAGGAACUGGAUAUUCCCUCGUUCAAAUUCCACAGCAACACUCGGCCCAGCAUGUUCGAUUAUCCGCCAGACGCAGAGGUCAAGACAGAGGAGGCGCCAGAAAAGAUCAAGACAGCCGUUCUUUCCACAACCGCUCAAGAUAAGCGUCGACGGAUGGUCAAGGAGCGACAGCGCCGACGAGAGAGUAUGGAUGUCGAUCAGACUCCAACGACGCCGAAGCCAAGUGCGGAUGAUGACAAGAUGGAUCUUGAUGAGGAGACGAAGGAGAAGGAGGAUGCGGAGAAAACCGAGAGCACGCAAGCAGAGUCUUUGAAGAAGAAGGCAGAAAAAGAGAAGGUCGGCUAUGAACUGGAGAACAUGUCCCGUGUCCUAUUACCUCAAGUGAAGUACAUUAGCUUCCCUGGGGAGCGAUAUGUUCCAGUCAAGAAGUCAACCAUUGGCGUUAUCCUCCUUGUCGACACUAAACCUUCAGAACCAAAGACACUUCUUGAGCUGAAGGUCAAGAAGGCAGCGCCUGCACCAGCGCCUGGUGCGGCCGGCUCAUCAGGCCGAAACGCACGAGAAGGUGGCUCUGCGACGACAGCCGGUGUCAUCAGUGACAACAUGGUGGAUGAAGGCGAGGAAGAGGCAUCAGUGCCAGGCGAGUUUGAAUACGAGUCCGAAACUAAUCCAGACGACGACUAG
Molecule: messenger RNA, 3696 nt
Organism: Plenodomus lingam JN3
Lineage: Eukaryota; Fungi; Ascomycota; Dothideomycetes; Pleosporales; Leptosphaeriaceae
Biological process (GO): regulation of protein catabolic process; proteasome-mediated ubiquitin-dependent protein catabolic process
Cellular component (GO): proteasome regulatory particle, base subcomplex; proteasome complex; proteasome storage granule
Molecular function (GO): enzyme regulator activity
Source: RefSeq, a predicted model, not a curated record